This is a messenger RNA of Aspergillus calidoustus, 594 nucleotides long. NCBI's taxonomy places the organism in Eukaryota, Fungi, Ascomycota, Eurotiomycetes, Eurotiales, Aspergillaceae. The record is from the annotation of a GenBank genome assembly.
AUGUACCCUGGGGAUCCUGCUCUGUCGGCAUCGAGCUACGAUAAUACUUUGACGGCAUCAGCGGGCUAUCCCGGCGCAUCUUCGGUGGACACUAGUGCGAUUGACUGGACGGCCCUCGGCUGCUUGCCUUCUGGUGAGCUUGCUGGCAAUUAUCUUGAGAGUCAGGGUUCUGCCGUGGACUCUCCUGACCCCCCGUUCAACCCCUCCACCAACCCAACAACAACAACAACAACCCUCGAACCACCUACCCUCUCGCUCCCGAUCCAACCUUCGACUGCCACAAGUACGUCCGUGCCAGUCCCAGUCUCAGCAUCACCAAUGCCCUCAACAACCCUGCAAAACCCUACCCCCUCGCCCACCCGCGACUCCUCCUCACCGAGGGAAAAGGAGAACCCAUCGCGCAUCUCAAAACGCCAACUCAACACCAUGGCCGCGCGCCGAUACCGCCAGCGCCGCCUCGACCGGAUGACCCAGCUCGAGGAGGAACUGGAGGCUGUCAAGCGUGAGCGCGAUGAGUUGAAGAUGCGCGUGUCCAAGCUCGAGGGGGAGACGGAUGCGUUGAGGAGUAUGUUGAAGGAGAAGAAGGGUAAUUAG